CUUGAGUAGUUGUCCCACCAUGCGUGACCUAAAGGCCAGACACCUAAUUAUUUUUGGCUCGAGGCAUUGUCUUCCUCCCUUUUUCAGUCUCAUCAUCGCUGGUAAAUCGGUCUGAUUACCAUGUCUUUGCGCGUGGGUCUGAUUACCAAGGGCACUCGGGGCGAUGUGCAGCCCCUGCUAGCAUUGGCGCAAGAACUCCGAUUGAGAGGCCACCAGGUGGCGAUUUGUUGCCCGAAAUGUGUGGUGUCUUUGGUCGAAGAACGUGGAAUAGCAGCCUUUGGCAUGUCUUUCGACCCCAAAUCGGCCAUCCAAAGUUCUGAGAUGCAGGAGGCCAUUGCUUCUGGUGAUGGAGGUUUGUGCAUCAAGGCUUUUAACACUUCGCAAGAGCACCAGAUCUUGGCCUCUGGUGUCAACCCGGCCCAAGAAGUUUACGACUUUGUGCGCACGUUCCGUGCUGAUGCCCUGGUGGGUCAUCCCAGCUUUGUUCCGUUGAUUGCUGUGGCUGAGGCGUUUUCAUUGCCACUAGUCAACGCCUUAUUCAUGCCAUUUCUCCCUUCUGCUGUGGCAUACCCUGCAUUUUUUGCUCGAAAUCAGCUUGAAAAACUUGGCUUGCAGGGAAAGCCACUGGAGGCUCACAAGCAGCUCUGGGACAAUUACAUCACCCCGGAAGAGUUUGCCCAGCUCAAUCAUUUGCGCACCGGUUGGGGAUUGAAAGCGCACAAGGAUGUGGCUGAGACACAGGCAGUCUACCAAUGCGCUCAUGAAGCCAACUGCUGGAGUCCUCAUCUUCUACCGGAGCCAUCAGAUCUGCAGGUAGAAUUCCCAUUUGCCAGACAGACUGGCUAUCUUUUUGCAGAUUCACCUGAGUAUCAGCCAUCCCCCGAGCUUUUAGCUUUCUUGGCACAUCCAUCGAAACCAAUCUAUGUAGGCUUCGGGUCUCUUUGUGUGGGGGACCCGCGGGAAGCCACCGAAAAGGUUCUCCGUGCCUUAAAGGCCAGCAAUCUGCGCUGUAUCAUGGCUGGUGGUUGGGUAGGCUUGAGCCCUUCGCAGUUGGAUGCUGAAAAGACGAUCGAUUUCCACCUACUGAAGGACUUUGCUUCAACAAACGUAUUCUCACUUGAAGCCUGUCCACAUGACUGGCUGCUUCCACGCUGCUGCGGUGCAGUACACCACGGUGGGGCUGGAACAGUUGCUGCUGCUGCACGAGCAGGGAUCCCACAGGCCAUUCUGGCGGUUGCAUGGGAUCAGCCAUGGUGGGCUGAAUACUUGGAGGAUCGACUUGCAGUUGGCAUCAACCUUCGGCAGAUGAUCUCCAAGGUGGAUGAGAGGCUUUUGGCGACAGCCUUCCAACGAUUGGCGGAGGAGGAUCAACUUACAACGGCUGCAGCAGACUUGGGAAAGUUGAUCCGAGAGGAGCGGCCUGGCCAUGAGAGCCUCGCAGACUUCGUGCUGGAGAGUGUGAAAUUGCCACAUCCUUGGCCUACAAAGGAGCAGCCCACACCCUUGAAUCUCUUGCCAAGCUUGUGGGACAGAGCCAGCCAGGAGAACCUGAGACGGGCGCUGGGAGGUGCCUAGAAGGCCGCCUGGUAGAGGAGGAUGCAAUGCCUGGAUCAGCUGAGUGGUUCUGGCUCUUGUUUCGGCAAACCAUGUUGUACAGAAUCAGCUGAUCAGUUCCAAUUCAAUGGUCUUUAGUUUUGCAACCAUGUCUGUAGAUGGCAAUGGUUGCUAUGUCGCUGAAAAACCAGCGGUUGGCUGAAAGCCUUUUCUAUGCAUCAUGCGGUGACGUGAGCAUUCCAAGAAUU
Molecule: messenger RNA, 1802 nt
Organism: Durusdinium trenchii
Lineage: Eukaryota; Dinophyceae; Suessiales; Symbiodiniaceae
Source: the annotation of a GenBank genome assembly